This is a messenger RNA of Seminavis robusta, 1703 nucleotides long. The record is from the annotation of a GenBank genome assembly. NCBI's taxonomy places the organism in Eukaryota, Bacillariophyta, Bacillariophyceae, Naviculales, Naviculaceae.
AAUGAAUCUUGGACGAAUGGUACACAUCUGGUCUUUACUGGGUGGAAGGAUCUUGGGGCAAGUCACUUUUUCUUUCAUGUUGGCUUGGCCAUGGGAAAUGGAAAUCCUUCUGGCCCAAGGAUGAAGCAUUCGCAUAAGCAUAUGCAUAGACAGAAACACACUCGCCCCUUUUGCUCCCCAUAAAACUGGAAGUUUCAUCCUCUCUUAUAUACGUAAACACCAACCAACAAAAACCAACCAUGGGCCAGUGCAACAGUUCUGCUGUCCAAUGCUGUGAACCCUGCAGCAAAUCGGGACAGCCUCGCGAUAUUCUGUGGCAAGGUGCUCCCGCAAGGCCGUCUUCUACUGGCAAGCAAGUGAUCAAGACGUCCGUACUACCAACUCAGUCCGCCCACAGCAGCGCAGCAGUUCCUCGUCAAAAAAGCACGCUCCAACUCUCCGUGUCUCUGGAUCAGCAGUCCGAUCACUCGGUCUGCAUUCGAGUCGAACUGCUCGAUGGACAGAGUGUUCUGCUGGAUACGACGUUGCAUACUUCCAAUACAUCCGACACCACUCCGGCAAGAAACACAUCCUCGUCUUUUCCGCCAAAGGAAAUUGUCGCAUCGUCAGACGAACCAAACAAGAGCCACUACAAGGAUAUCCACUUUUCGGCCAACAAGCCAGAACCAGCGCUGGGACCACUCCAACAACUACAGGUGUCCGAGAGCUCGCUUCCCAACCUUUUGGAUCUCAAUAAGCCCCCGUCCCGAAGAACUGCCUUUCAGCAAGACGAAUGCCCCACUGCUCGUCUGGCUGCCAGUGACGGGGCCCUUCUCAACACGGCUAAAAAUCGACGCCAUCCAAUGGCCAUUAAGGAAAACUCGUGGUAUCACCUGGGGUAUGCUUCAGGAAUGGAAGAGUCUUCUCAGAGCUUGGAUUUUGAAGGAGCCAUGUUGUCGACCAGCAACAACCCCAGUGGUCACACGCAAGAAACAAAAAACUCCUGGGGAGGCAUCUCUGUCAAAAAGUCCAUGAACAGAAUGUCUCUUUCCAGCAGCACCAGCAGCAGUAACAAGGAUAGCAACGGCAAGGCUCAGUUCCCUCCCAUUGACAUCUCCAUGAAUGACAUUUCCGGAAACACAUUGCCAACGCGCUUUGACUAUCAAGACUGUCAAGAUCUAAAUGAUGACGACGUUUCCGAAACAGAAGACGACGAUGAGAUGGAUCUCUCGUGGGACUACCAUCGAAACAUUCGAUCAUUGACUUCCGAACUGGAUACACCGCCCUUUCCUCCCGGGCUGUCGCAUACCGACUCGUCUUCCUCCUUGGGGCGUCGCACCCCAUGCUCGGCUCUGUCAUCAUCCACUCCAGAAGCAUCUCCCCCAUCCUUCAUCUCCAACUUGUCGUCAGCAGGCCGACCACAGUCGUAUGCGUGUCGUCAUCGACAUUCUUCCACGUUUCUGUCGCAUGUUGACUGCAGCACCAACGACAACAUGAUGAUGAUGAACAACCACAGCAACCGUUCGUGUCAAAGCGAUUCCUAUGUUGUCGUCGUGCGACGAAAGACGGACGAGUCCACAACCCAAACGUCAAGGCUGCCAUGGAACCCGCAUCAACUUCCUGCUUUCUAAUACAGUUGAUAUAUAAUAAUAGUAUAAUAGUACAUUGUAUGUAACACUAGCUAGGCAGAUCAUGCAGAUGAUGAGACAUGACAGCUCCCACCA